CAACUAUGGCUGUCACGGAACCGACAACGACACGACCGCACUUAGCACACAGCCAUGCUCGAGAAGAGGAUGUACCGGGAACAGUUAAUCUCCGAGCACGAGAGGGCGACGACACGGGCUACGGCCAGGCACUCUUCCCUGUUCCAGCUGAAGACCCCAACGAUCCACUACAAUGGGGAAAUCUCAAGAAAACUAUGAUCCUGGUGGUCUGCGCACUAUAUUCCUUCUUUGGCAACUCUUCGCUCCUCGGGCCAUCGGUGUAUAUCUCCAUCUUUGCAGAGGAAUUUGGCAUAUCGGCCAACACAGCGUCUGGCCUCAUAAGCUAUGCCAACCUGGCCUUUGGUUUUGGGUCCCUCUUACUUGUACCUCUGUACCACAAAUUUGGCAGACGGCCGGUCAUGCUGUUUUCUUUGCUCUGCUAUUGUGCAGGGCUGAUAGGGGCUUCACAAGCCAAUUCCUAUGGAGGUCUUAUGGCGGCUCGGAUUAUCCACGCCUUCGGAUCGGGAGUUUGUGAGGCUUUGCCAGUUCAGCUGGUCAACGAUAUCUUCUUUCUACACGAAAGAGGCCAACGUAUAGGAUACUAUACCGUUGCCUUAUGCUUUGGCUCUACAGGUCCGAUGUUCGCCGGCUAUAUGCUGAACGGUGGAUACUCUUGGAGGCUCUUCUUCUAUGUCGAAUUUGCCUUCGCCUGUGCUCUCUUUAUUCUGGCCUUCUUCAUCGUCGAGGAGACUACCUACCACCGCAAGCUUCCCGUUGAUGUUGUAGACACUCCCGACACGACGGACAAGCCUGCCGUUGCACAUGUGGACACAGAGUUGAACUUGCCGAAACGGAAGACGUUUACUCAACAGCUCAAGUUCUGGGGUGUGUAUGAGCGAGACUCGGACUUCUUCCUGAUGAUGGCGCGAUCGUUUACUUACUUCUUGGUGCCCCACGUGUUCUGGGUCGUCGCAACUUAUGGAAUCUACAUUGGUCUCGGAGCUCUCACCUUCAAUUAUAUCACACCGCUGAAAGUGACCGCUCCUCCCUACAACUGGUCCGAACUGAACAGUGGUCUCAUAUCUGUUGCUACCUUCAUUGGUUACGGUGCAGCCAUCCCCUUCACCACAUCGUCGGACCGUCUGGCCGCGCACCUGACCAAGAAGAACAACAUGAUCCGUGAGGCCGAGAUGCGGUUGGGCGUCUGCCUGCCAGCGAUGCUCAUAGCUCCCGCAGGACUGAUCGUCUUCGGGUUCACGGCCCAGAAAGAUCUCCACUGGGUAGGGUACUUUGCCGGUGUCAUCAUGACGCAGUUCAGUUCGUACUUCUACUUUACGUUCGUCCUCAGCUAUGCGUUGGACAGCUACACUGCAAACACCAGCGAGAUGCUCAUCGCCAUGAACCUAGGGAAGCAGGCCAUCAGCUUUGGCAUGGGGAUUGAUAUUCUCGAGUGGGUCGAGGAAAACGGUUAUGCCGUGAUGAUCGCGGGCGUCUUCUGCGGUGUUCUGUUGGUAAAUAAUCUUGCCCUAAUCCCCUUCAUGCUCUACGGGAAAGGGAUCAGAGAAUUCAUGGCAAAGACCUGGCUGGCGAGGAUUCAUAAGGACAGUGUGAGGGAGGUCAUGACGGUUUGACAGCGGUAGGAGAUAUUGUGGUAGGGUUUGGCAGAUGUUGCUCGAGCUUUGCUUGCAAUAAGUCAAAGGGGGGGGUUUUGGGCCGGGGUAGUUUUGGGCCACCCUGGCCACCCUCACCGCCUCUUCAACCCCCUUUAGUUUGAUAGCUAUUACUCAACCAAUUUUGAUCC
Cryphonectria parasitica EP155 is the source of this 1780-nucleotide messenger RNA. Its product is annotated as putative MFS transporter. The record is from RefSeq and is a predicted model, not a curated record. Gene Ontology annotation, molecular function: transmembrane transporter activity. Gene Ontology annotation, biological process: transmembrane transport. NCBI's taxonomy places the organism in Eukaryota, Fungi, Ascomycota, Sordariomycetes, Diaporthales, Cryphonectriaceae. The transcript has 7 exons. The coding region runs from base 6 to 1610 and encodes 534 amino acids.